Messenger RNA from Neoarius graeffei (lesser salmon catfish), 1933 nucleotides. It is a transcript of the gene tbr1a, whose product is annotated as T-box brain transcription factor 1a. Gene Ontology annotation, molecular function: DNA-binding transcription factor activity, RNA polymerase II-specific; RNA polymerase II cis-regulatory region sequence-specific DNA binding. Gene Ontology annotation, cellular component: nucleus. Bases 63 to 1589 code for a protein of 508 amino acids. Gene Ontology annotation, biological process: regulation of transcription by RNA polymerase II; commitment of neuronal cell to specific neuron type in forebrain; regulation of neuron projection development. The transcript has 6 exons. Lineage: Eukaryota; Metazoa; Chordata; Actinopteri; Siluriformes; Ariidae. The record is from RefSeq and is a predicted model, not a curated record.
ACGUGCCUGAGCCGAGCCGCGCGCGCUCCAUCUCCAUCUCCUCCUCUCCGUCUAACGCCACCAUGUUCUCCUACGCGGCGCAGCACGGACACGCACUGCCGCCCUUCUCCAUCACCAACCCGGGUCACUUCGUGGCGCAUCACGCCGUCAUUCCGAACGGGCCGUACGACGGGGUUCUGUCCGGUGCGCCGAGGCAGAGCUACACUGGCGCCGGUUACCCGUACGCGCAGGCUUACAGUCAGGCGUACCAGAGCGGCGCGCUGUACCCGCUCUCCCCCGGACUCAUGGCCGCCAAAGCGCAAGUGUUCCUCUGCAACCGCGCGCUCUGGCUCAGGUUCCACCGGCACCAGACCGAGAUGAUCAUCACCAAACAAGGGCGGCGCAUGUUUCCUUUCCUAAGCUUCAACAUUUCUGGGCUUGACCCGACAGCCCAUUAUAAUAUUUAUGUGGACAUUAUUCUGGCUGAUCCGAACCACUGGCGGUUCCAGGGAGGGAAGUGGGUCCCGUGCGGAAAAGCGGACACCAAUGUAACGGGAAACCGAGUGUACAUGCACCCGGACUCCCCGAACUCAGGAGCGCACUGGAUGCGGCAGGAGAUCUCAUUCGGGAAACUCAAACUAACCAACAACAAAGGAGCUUCAAAUAACACCGGCCAGAUGGUGGUCCUCCAGUCACUGCAUAAGUACCAGCCCCGGGUUCACCUGGUGGAGGUGAAUGAAGACGGGACAGAAGACUCAAGCCGCCCAGACCGUCUGCACACCUUCACCUUCCAGGAGACGCAGUUCAUCGCGGUCACUGCGUACCAGAACACGGAUAUCACUCAGCUGAAAAUCGACCACAACCCGUUCGCCAAAGGAUUCCGGGAUAAUUAUGACACGAUUUACUCGGCGUGUGAGAGCAGCGAGCGGCUGAGCCCGGCUUCUGCAGACCCCCAGCGCGCGCACGCUCAGCUGAUGCCGGCCCGGUACGCGGGCGCCUUCCUGCACGACCAGUUCGUGGGCCAGUACCCGGGUCCGGGAGGGGGCGGGGAGCGCGCGCCGCCCUUCACCGGCAGCCUGGUGGGCUCGGAGCAAGCCGAGGACAGAUGGUUCACCAACAGAUUAGAUUUUCCCGCUUCGACGUACGACGCGGCGGAUUUGACUGGCAGCCUGCCCUCCUUGCUGCCCUAUCCUCCGGCUGCAGGCGGGGUCAAAGGUCAGACGCUUUCCGCUGCCCAGAACUCUGGGCGCGCGCUCGGUGCCUACUGCGGCGCGCAGGGCGGCUGGGAGUGUCGCGGUGCCGCGCUGCCCAGCUGGAUCACGGAGAGCGGCUACCUGUCCGGAGACGGGAGCGCGGAGAAGGACGCCGGGAGCGCACCGGAAGUGUCCGACGCGACCAAGGACAAGGACGCAGCGGAUUCGGGCUGGACCGGAACUCCGUCUUCGGUGAAAUCGGUCGAUUCAGGCGACUCGGGGAUUUUUGAGCAGGCCAAAAGGAAGAGGAUGUCACCUCCGGUUUCAGAGGAGCACUCUCCGCUCAAAACAGAGCUCCUGAACGCGCACGAUGGAGCCAGGAGCAUCAACUACUUCACUUUCUACUCUCACACUUAAACACGCACCACGCGGGAUGGUUCGGCUUUAUUUAUUUAUUUAUUUAUUUAUUUAUUUGGGAGGUGGGUGUCCGAGAAAAUGAUCCUGAUCAAGCACAUGAAGCCAUUUGGUUUUUAGCCCCCCAUGACUGAAACCAUAAUUUGUUCAAGUCUAAUCAUUAUCUCUCUCUCACACGCACACACACACACACACACACACACGCAGAUGAACUGUUCAUAUUAUAUAUAUUUAAUUAGGCCUGGUUAAUUUGGCUGGGUGGGGGGUGUCAGAAUGAUCAUGAUCUGAAAAGGACAAAAACCUGACACCAUCUGAUUUCAAAUCCUUCAUGCGGUCUGUAGCCUUAG